AUGGAAGCUCAAAAAAGGGGAUCAGCGAAAGGAAAGCGCAAGGCGGAGAGUAAUGUGCAACAAUCAAGAUUUCAACAUGCAACUGAGCGGGUUCGUGUUGCACUAUCAUUGCUGAAGAACCCAAACAACACGUGUCUAAAGGAAGUAAGGGAGUCCGCUCGAAGAGUUGUCGACGAAGAACUUGACAAGUUGGCUGAACAACAUGGUCCCUUCAUCCCUCAUCAUCCCAUCGCAAGGAAGCCAAUGACACGCUCCCAGGCAAAGUAG
Molecule: messenger RNA, 267 nt
Organism: Prunus armeniaca (apricot)
Lineage: Eukaryota; Viridiplantae; Streptophyta; Magnoliopsida; Rosales; Rosaceae
Source: the annotation of a GenBank genome assembly